AUGGCCUACAACUACGGCGCCCCGCCGGGCGCGUACAAUAGCACACGUCAGCCCUCCUACAGCGGUGCGCCGUCUAUGGGACCCCCACCAGGCAUGGAAGGUGCGCCAGGCAUGCCCUCACACUCCCCAGCCGUUGGCCAACAACCACAGUUUCAGCCUCCUCCGAAUAUGCCAAACAUCAACUUCAAUGCACCUGUCAUUCGCCUCGGCAUGCAAGACCAGGGUAGGAACAACUCGCCAGCGGACAGAAUAUCGAGAGGUGGAGACAACUUCCGCGGCAGCAAUGCCGAGCCCUUAGGUAGGAGAGACAGAGCGGGGCUGGGCGGUGAUCGUGAUGGUGGAAGGAACCUUGACCGCAUGAGAGCGGAGAUGAGGGAGAGCAUCCAGGCGCAGCAGCCGCCUACACGAGAGGAAGUCGCGCGGACAAUCUUCAUCGGCGGACUCAACGAAAAUGCACCCUCCGACUCGGCGAUCGAGAAGCUGCUGUUUUGCGCGGGAAAGCUCCGUCGGUGGACGAGGGUGAGAGACGCUGACGACAAGGUCUGCAAAUUCGGCUUCGCUGAGUAUGAGGAUGUGGACUCAUUAGACGCAGCUAACGAGAUCUUCGUCAACCUCGAGGUGCCGAUGUUCAAGCCUAGCGUGGCCAGCGUGAUCAAGGACGAAGAGACAGGUGAGGUGCAGAAGAUGUCCUUGCUGGUCGUUGUUGACGAGCAGAGCAAGAAGUAUAUCGACGAGUGGAAGGGCAGGAGCAAGCGAGAAGAUGAAGACUCCAGACAAUUCCGCAUUGAUGGUUGCAAGGAAGAUCUCAGGCAGUGUGUUGCUUCACUCCAGAACAUGGGAGCUUUUCUUGCGAACGGGGAGCCUGUCAAUGCUGGCAUGGCGGAUGCUGCGAACGGUAAUGGGGUCAAAGACGACGACCAGAAAGUCGUGAACAUUGCUGUGGCAUUGGAGGAUGAGCUCAGUGACAUCCCACCCGAAAUGCGCGCGACUGUCGCUUCGGAGAUUCGGGCAUUCCGGGAUCGGUCGACGCAGCGGGAUCUUGAGCGUCUCAAGCGUGAAGAAGAGCUUGAGCAAGCUGAGCGCCAACGAUCCGAGCGUGAGAGAGGUGGUGGUCGUGCUAGUCCCACGCGCACUUUCGCUCCGUCAGGCCCUGCCAGUGCUUCGAACGGCAUUCCUGUCGGUCCACGUGGGGCUGCCGCUGUACCCAACGCACCAUCCGGUCCCCGCGGAUACAGAGGAGCUCAGAUGCCUUCCGACUACGUCAAUGGUGUCAACUUCGUCGGCGCCAACGGCGUGAACGGCGUCUCAAUCAGGCAAGAAGACGAGGACGACUCCGCCAGUGACGAGGAGCUGGAGCGUCGCCGGAAAGAGAAGAAGAGCAAGAACAACGAGGCCGACUUCUUAAACGCAGAAGCACGCUGGGUGCGCAAGGAGAACACUCGCGCCAAUGCUCAGGACCGCGAGCGGAUGAGAGAAGACGACCUCGGGAGAGCGCGUACAAGAGCCAAGGAUGUCGCGAGCAAGCAGAUGCAAGAGUUCAAUGACGACGAGGAGAUCAGGAAGGCCGAGCGUGCAGAGCCUGGUGCGCAUGAGUACUUCAUCGACCCAAGCAAGUGGGCGGUGAGACGGCACCACAUUCGUAAAGAAGAGGCAGCACAAGAUGCGCACGACCGUCAAAUCGAGGCACGCGAGCGGGCAGAAGCCAACAGCCGUAGCGCCCACGCCCGCGGUAUGGCCGACAAUUUCAUGGAUGAGAUGAACGCCGAGUUCGCUGCACGCGCCGAGCAACAGCCCGCUGCACAGGGAUUCAAGAUCUCGCUCGGUUCUGCCGCGGCGCGCAGCAAAGCCGCUACCACAGCUGCGCAGACCGGGCCUUCGAAGCGUGGCAUGGCGGAUAUGGAGAACCUGCUCGAAGACGAAGAAGAUGCCGGUGCCUCUGGCGUUCGCAAACCGCUGGGUGCACUGAAGCCCUUGCCAACGGCCACCGCGGCGGACAUGACGGAAGAAGAAAAAGCCGCGGCGCGCGCGGAGAUCACGAAAGAGAUCCCCAUCUCCACAGACGAGCUGUUCUCGUUCCCGAUGAAGUACGAGUACCUCACGCCCGCGGUCAUCGAGCAGCAGGUCAAGCCGUUUGUGGAGAAGAAGGUUGUGGAGUACUUGGGUGUGCAGGAGGAUUUGCUCGUGGAUGCGGUGGUGGAUGGGUUGAAGGAAAGGAAAUCGGCGAAGGAUGUGGUGGAGGUGCUGGAGGAGGCGUUGGAAGAGGAGGCAGAGGUGUUGGUGAGGAAGGUUUGGAGGUUGGCGGCGUUUUGGGGGGAGUGUGGUGCGAGGGGGUUGGCUUGA
Molecule: messenger RNA, 2340 nt
Organism: Saxophila tyrrhenica
Lineage: Eukaryota; Fungi; Ascomycota; Dothideomycetes; Mycosphaerellales; Extremaceae
Exons: 1
Coding region: 1-2340 (779 amino acids)
Biological process (GO): mRNA processing
Cellular component (GO): spliceosomal complex
Molecular function (GO): mRNA binding
Source: RefSeq, a predicted model, not a curated record